AUGGUAGCCUUUACCCCUCGGCACUAUGAGCCGGAUGAGAACCCCGCGAUCCACGAUGUCAACGGGAACAUCUGGACACCGGUCGUCGAACAUGUGUGUUCCUUCAACCCGGACGCAUUCUUCACGGUGAUGAGCCGGUUUGUGCUAAACCCCAACUAUAACUCGUCCUGGUUGUUUCGUGCCGACAUUCUCUCGGAAGAGGUCGGCCGCAUACCCCAGAUAUCCUCCGGCGGACAGGACCUCGUCUUUGGAUCUACUUUUGAGGGCUUUCGGCUGGAGAAAGGCCUCAUCAGGAGGCUGAUCCCGAGGAAUCCUAAUCGCGAUGACCCGUUGGAGCAAACAUGCUUGUUUUUCAAGGCGGACCAUGCAGAUGGCCGAGUCCGAUCCAUGGUGGUUUAUUUUCCUCACAUCUCGUUGCCAGAAGAGGCCCCCUUUUACCAUCCCCAGGUUCGGGGCGUCGCCCACCUCCAUGAAUGGGAUGAUUCGGCGUCAAGUGGUGUAGUCUCCGUCCAUCUUUGGCACUUUGACAACGAUGAGUUGCGCGCCAGCAACAAGGUACAACGUACCGCUCUCAUGCUCCUCCAGCACUUACACAAGCACGGGCAAGGAACCGUGACGGGCUACGUGAAGCGCGUGCCGAAUCCGGACAGCAUCAUAUCUCGGGAACGGCUACAGGAUAGGCAUACGCAACUCCGGACGAAAUAUGCCAAGGAUCUCAUCAAUACGUGGGCUGAGCAAACGGAUCCUUCUAAACAUGUGUUUGAGGAUAUUGGCAUUGCUGCCUUCCUUAUAGAGCUAUGGGAAGACAUGUAUAAGGAAAAGGAGUUUCCCGACUUCGUCGAUAUUGGAUGCGGCAAUGGCUUGCUCGUAUAUAUUCUCCGAAAAGAAGGCUAUUCCGGCUGGGGCUUUGAUGCUCGCAGCAGGAAGUCUUGGGCACAGUAUAAUCUCCCUACUGACUCUGCUGGCGCGCCGUCGACAGGUGGUGCUAAGGAUUCGCUACAGGCUCGUGUCCUUCUACCGAAAUUUGCGAUGCCCCAUGCUGGUGACGAAGGGGCCGAGGAUGGCAAAUUCACCGACCCCGGAGCUCUGCACGACGGCGUCUUUCCCCGAGGCACUUUUAUCGUUUCCAAUCAUGCCGAUGAGCUGACCCCGUGGACACCCAUCCUGGCGGCCCAUUCCGACUGCCCUUUCAUCAUGAUACCCUGCUGUAGUCACAAUCUCAGCGGUGCCAAGUUUCGCGCGCCGCCUCCAAAGGGUGCCGCAAACGGCACGUCGGCAUAUGCAAGCCUCGUGGCGUGGGCAUCCAAGCUGGCGGAGGAAUGCUUGUAUGAAGUAGAAUCCGUGGUGCUCCGCAUCCCAAGCACACGAAACACGGCAAUCCUGGGAAGGAAACGCACCGGCGAGACGGACCUCGAGCCCAUCAUCUCCAAGUACGGCGGUACAGCAGGAUACUAUGAGAACGUAUCCAAGUUGCUGAAGACGGGCCCCAGAGGUCAUUGA
Molecule: messenger RNA, 1500 nt
Organism: Parascedosporium putredinis
Lineage: Eukaryota; Fungi; Ascomycota; Sordariomycetes; Microascales; Microascaceae
Source: the annotation of a GenBank genome assembly